AGCAAAAAUUCGAACCGGUUUCCACACGCAGCGACUCAUCAGCAGGUUCCGGCUUUGCUUGAACCAUUGUUGGAACACAAACAAAACUUCGAACCGGUUUCCACGUUCAGCGACUCAUCAGCAGGCUCGGGCUUUGCUUGAACCAUUGUUCGAACACAAACAAAACUUAGAACCGGUUUCCACACGCAGCGACUCAUCAGCAGGCUCGGGCUUUGCUUGAACCAUUGUUCGAACACAAACAAAGCUUCGAACGGGUUUCCACAUUCAGCGACUCAUCAGCAGGCUCCGGCUUUGCUUGAACCAUUGGUUGUUCGAGCACCAGCAAAAAUCCGAACCAGUUUCCACACGCAGCGACUCAUCAGCAGGUUCCGGCUUUGCUUGAACGAUUGUUGGAACACAAACAAAACUUCGAACCGGUUUCCACGUUCAGCGACUCAUCAGCAGGCUCGGGCUUUGCUUGAACCAUUGUUCGAACACAAACAAAACUUAGAACCGGUUUCCACAUUCAGCGACAUCUCAGCAGGCUCGGGAUUUGAUUGAACCAUUGGUUGUUAGAGCACCAGCAAAAAUCCGAACCGGUGUCCACAUUCAGCGACUCAUCAGCAGGUUCCGGCUUUGCUUGAACCAUUGUUUGAACACAAACAAAACUUCCGGUUUCCACGUUCAGCGACUCAUCAGCAGGCUCGGGCUUUGCUUGAACCAUUGUUUGAACACAAACAAAACUCCGAUACCGGUUUCCACGUUCAGCGACUCAUCAGCAGGCUCGGGCGUCGCCGCUUGAAGCGAGCCAAUCAGGGCGCCGCGUGGCGGUCGCUAGGCAACGCUUCCUGCUGCACAACAACAACCCCCCGCCUACUGCCUUGGCGACUGCGUGCGCAGCAGUGAAUCUACAACCGCGGGCGCAUCGCAAACAACAACAACAACAAAAACGACGAUCACAACAACCACUGCUUAUCAUCGUGGCUGGUGGUGGCUGUUGUUGUUGUAAUGGAGGCAGCGAAGGACGCUCCGCGGACACAGAUGUCUACCCUGGGCAACGUGGCAAAGCACGUUGGAGACCAGGACAGCAGCAGCAGCUACUUCAACACCGCUAAGGAGGUGAUCCGCUCGGUCCCGGCACGGGAACGUGGAAAGUCCCCACCCACGCUGAUGGUGGAGGACACCCGUGGGAGUUUGUCCGGGGCUGAGGCUCCGGAAAAUGCCUCCACCACCUCGGGGUUGAGGCCGGCCGUGUGCAUGUACGACGUGCUGUUCCACCAGCAGGGCGGCUACGACGCACACCUCCACCGGGAUGACCGCCAGCAUUCCAAGUCGCGGGGCCUCAACGUGCACGCCGAGGUGGGGCCUCUGCCACCGCCAUCUUCUCCUCCACCACCUCAUCACUACAUCCUCCAUCACCUCAUCACUACAUUCUCCAACACCUCAUCACUACAUUCUCUAUCUCAUCACUACAUUCUCCACCACCUCAUCACCAUCUCAACACCACCUCCUCCACCAUCUCAUCACUGCAUUCUCCACCACCUCAUCACGAUGUUCUCCAUCACCAUGUCCACCGCCUCAAUUAUCACCAUCACCGCCGCCUCCUCCAUCACCACAUCACCACCUCCUUCACCACCUCCACCACAUCACUACAUUCUCCAUCACCACCACUACUGCCGCUACCACAGCCAACAUCAUCACCAUCACUGCCACAACCAUCAGCGCCAUCGCCGCCACUACUGCCACCAUCGGCACUACCACCUCCGCCGACACCGGGCCUCCCCUAGGUCGACUCAGCCUUAAGCGAGUACCUGGUGCAGCCGGGUGCGGUUGCUGGCCACGCCCACCCCCUGGCGCUCUGCGUCGGCCUUUGUCGGUGCUCCCGAAGCGCACUCGGACCCGACACUUUGCAUGGGCCACGACGGUGCGGGGGGGGGGGGGCCUUUGU
Petromyzon marinus (sea lamprey) is the source of this 1927-nucleotide messenger RNA. The record is from RefSeq and is a predicted model, not a curated record. NCBI's taxonomy places the organism in Eukaryota, Metazoa, Chordata, Hyperoartia, Petromyzontiformes, Petromyzontidae.